UUAAUAUUAAAAAACGCAAUGAAUUUAUAACCUCAAAUUCGUGACGGAUAUGUUGAUUUCAGAAAAAUAUAAAUGAAUUGUGCUAAAAAGAGAUAAUUAAAUAUGACAAAGCCUCGCCCUUGUGGUUGCAAAGGAUGCAGAACUUGUUUGAUUUGUGAAACACAAUACGGUGCCGAUAAAAUAAAGCUACAAUUAGAACUAGAUAAAUCUAAAGGUUAUGUUUACUGCCCACUUUGUAAUAAAGCUUAUAAAGGUUGGGAUAUAGACUUAAACAAACAGCAUCCUAACCAUGAAGGAGAUUCUAUUGACUAUCCCGGAGUGUACAUACUACUAGAUUUCUUGUCUGAAGAGGAGGAAGAAAUUUUUAUGAAAAACAUUGAUGAUAUGCCGUGGGAUAUUUCUCAAAGUGGUCGGCGCAAGCAAAACUUCGGCCCAAAAACAAAUUUUAAAAAGAAGAAAGUAGUUUCAGGCAAGUUUGACGGUUUUCCCGCGUUUUCUAAGUUUAUACAAAACAGAUUUGAUAAUGUUCCCUUAUUAAAAGAUUAUCAGGUGAUAGAACAAUGUUCCUUGGAAUAUGACCCGAGCAAGGGGGCAUCUAUAGACCCUCAUAUAGAUGACUGCUGGAUUUGGGGCGAGAGAAUUGUCACAGUUAAUUGCUUAUCUGACUCUGUGCUGACUAUGACACCGUUUGAUGGUAGUCUUUCGAAAUACAAUCUCUUUUGUGCUGAACAGUAUCCUCCUGUUGUCAACUCUGAUGGAACUGUCAAUACCCAUGAAACUCUUAAUUGUGUAAAUGGUAGAAUGACCAUAGAAGCCACACAACCAGUGAACAAAAUGGAUGUUAUUGUUAGGAUACCCAUGCCAAGACGGUCCCUCCUAGUGAUCUACGGAGAGCCAAGAUACCAUUGGGAACACUGUGUGCUCAGAGAAGACAUUACAUCUCGCCGAGUAUGCAUAGCAUAUAGAGAAUUCACUCCACCUUACUUACAGGGUGGAGAAUAUGAAAAAAUUGGAGAUGAUGUCAGAGAAAAAGCUAUGCUGUUUUGGGAUCACAAAACUAAGUUUGAGGAUCAUGAGAGACGCAUAGAAGACAACUGAAGUGAGCCAGUGUUUUUUUUUUGUAUAUUUAUUUAUACUCAAUACAUUAUAUUGUAGAUUUUAUACACUUAUUCAUUUCUUAGUUCAGAAAAACUUAAAACAUAAUUAAGUUGUAAUAUUUUAUUCCAUAUGUCAGUGACUUAAUGUACAUAUUUAUGAAUGUUAUGAUCAAUUUUUUUGUCUGUGAAUUCUGUGAUAGGUAUGAUAAGUAACUUUAAUUCCUUUCCUAUCAAUAAAUCUAAAAACAUGUAAGAGGUGUAUCUUUUAUAGUUUCUGAAUUAGUCAUUAAUUUAUCUGCUAGGUGGAGGUACAUUACCUUGUAGCAUUACCUUGUGUUACCUCCUUCAAUUGUGUAUGAGUAUUAUACUAGUUACUGCAUGGUAUCAGUAUGAAUUCUAGAAUAUUCAAUUAAUAGUAGAUAUACCAUUAAAAUUGCAGCUUCGGUGUUGUUUUUAUAGAUAGGUAAGCAAUUACGUCGUUUUGCUAAUUGCAAUGUAAGUUUUGUAUUACAAUGUAAGGCUAACAGAAGGCUAGGAGGAAUGAGGAUUCAUACAUACGUACAUACAUAAACUCACGCCUAUUUCCCACCGGGGUAAGCAGAGACUUUAGUCUAUUCCAUUUACUUCAAUCCUGACACACUUCUCUUGCUUCAUUCACAUUCAUCUGACGAUUCAUAGGUCGUAAUAAAUCUCCCAUUUUUAUAUAUUUUUUAUUUUUUUAACAAUAUGAUAACAUCUACAAUAAACAUACUUAGACAACAUUAAUAUUCUUAUUCUAAAAUACUUCACUGCUCUUCUGCACACAUAUGUGAUAGGAAUAUGACACUAGUAUAAAACAUUGGAUGUUCACGCAAUUUGAAACGAAUAAAUUGAUUAUGAUUAAAAUAGAACGCACGGGCACAGACAAGACGGCGAUG
Pectinophora gossypiella (pink bollworm) is the source of this 2014-nucleotide messenger RNA. Its product is annotated as alpha-ketoglutarate-dependent dioxygenase alkB homolog 4. Gene Ontology annotation, molecular function: oxidoreductase activity; demethylase activity. The record is from RefSeq and is a predicted model, not a curated record. The coding region runs from base 103 to 1098 and encodes 331 amino acids. Gene Ontology annotation, biological process: oxidative demethylation. The transcript has 2 exons. Lineage: Eukaryota; Metazoa; Arthropoda; Insecta; Lepidoptera; Gelechiidae.